AUGAACAGCCUCGCAACGCCCCAAGAUUCGAUCAUGAACCAAAGAAAAGUGAAUGGCCUCUUCUGGACCAACUGCAAAGCCUGCCGCAAUAUCCACGCUGCUGCACGCCGCAAGAAGAGAGCAGCCGGUGACUACGUAGCAUUCGCAAUCCUUGGUGGAGGUAUCAGUAAGAAACGCAAGGUUGCUACUCCGCAAAAGGAACCCACGCCUCCACAGGACCCCGACUGCUCGAUCUGCGCCGAUACGUUCAAGAUUCAAGACUUGGUUAGUCUGUGCGGAUGCAGCCAUGAGCCUGAAGUCUGUCAAGAAUGCUUCCUCGGCUGGCUGACGCAAGAGAUGGACAGCACAGCUUGGGACCGCAUCGCGUGUCCUUCAAGCGUGUGCGAGAAGAUGAUUAGCCACGAGGAUGUGCGGGCGAAUGCACCUGCCGACAUCUUCAACCGAUUCGACGAACUCUCCAUGCGCAGCUUUCUCAGUGCCGACGCUCAGUUCCGCUACUGUCUCUCGCCGUCCUGCAAUUCCGGUCAAGUUCAUAACAGCGGCGCCGAGGGAUACAUCUUUCGCUGCGUAGCUUGUGGCUUCCGCGCAUGCACUAUUCAUGAUGCAGCGUUCCAUGAGGGCGAGACGUGUGGUCAGUUUGACGAGCGCAUCAAGCGUGAAGAAGAGAGACAAGCCGAGGAAGAUAGACAGGCAGAGGAAGAGAGGGUCGCCAGGGAACUGAGGAAGCAGCAGGAGGCUCAGAGUGAGGAAGAAGUUAAGAGAUGCGCGAUGGUCUGUCCUGGAUGUCAGACACCAAUCCAGAAGAUUAGUGGAUGCGAUCAUAUGACUUGUCGCAAGUGCAGAUUCGAGUUCUGCUACAUUUGUCGCGCACCGUACAAUGGCCCAGGAGGUAUUCAUCGCAUCGGGAACUCUGCGCAUGUAGCGGGAUGCCGAUACUCCCCCAACAGACUGCCGAACUAUGAAGGACAUCUCCGAGAUGAGGUUUAG
Molecule: messenger RNA, 987 nt
Organism: Parastagonospora nodorum SN15
Lineage: Eukaryota; Fungi; Ascomycota; Dothideomycetes; Pleosporales; Phaeosphaeriaceae
Exons: 4
Coding region: 1-987 (328 amino acids)
Biological process (GO): positive regulation of proteasomal ubiquitin-dependent protein catabolic process; protein polyubiquitination; ubiquitin-dependent protein catabolic process
Cellular component (GO): ubiquitin ligase complex; cytoplasm
Molecular function (GO): zinc ion binding; ubiquitin protein ligase activity; ubiquitin conjugating enzyme binding
Source: RefSeq, a predicted model, not a curated record